UAUUAGACAGGGGUUUUCCUCGUCCUGUCACACAUACUGAAGCGAGUCUUGAGGAGAAGCCCCGCAGCUGAUCCAAGAUGGAGACGACGGUGAAGGACCACAUUAUAGACACGCCCAACGCCCUGGACGUUGGCACUGAACCACCCCCUCCUGGAGAGAUAAAGAUAGACUCAGUGGAAAGCGACUCUGUUUCUCUGAGCUGGGGCAGUCCAGAAAAUAUGGAUGGGAUCCCACACAGCUUUUACAUUACCUACUCUAGCUCUGAUAGGAGUCACCAAGACUACAUCACUGCACCCUCCAAUUCCACUGUCAUCUCUAAGCUAAGACCUGGGAGAGAGUACACCUUCACAGUCACCACAGUGCUGGAGAAUGGGACCCAAAGCAUGCCUGUUUCAACAGCUGUCUGCACAAAAGCACAUCCUCCAGGAGAGAUAAAGAUAGACUCAGUCAGAAGCGACUCUGUUUCUCUGAGCUGGGACAGUCCUGACAAUAUGGAAGGGAUCCCACACAGCUUUUACAUUACCUACUCUAGCUCUGAUAGGAGUCACCAAGACUCCAUCACUGCACCCUCUAAUUCCACUGUCAUCUCUAAGCUGAGACCUGGGAGAGAGUACACCUUCACAGUCAUCACAGUGCUGAUGAAAGGGACCCAGAGCAUGCCUGUUUCAACAGCUGCCUGGACAAAACCGUCUCCUAAUGGAGAGAUAAAUAUAGACUCAGUGGGAAGUGACUGUGUUUCUGUGAGCUGGGACAGUCCUGACAAUAUGGAAGGGAUCCCACACAGCUUUUACAUUACCUACUCUAGCUCUGAUGAGAGUCACCAAGACUACAUCACUGCAACUUCCAAUUCCACUGUCAUAUCUAAGCUGAGACCUGGGAGAGAGUACACCUUCACAGUCACCACAGAGCUGGAGAAUGGGAUCCAGAGCAUGCCUGUUUCAACAGCUGCCUGGACAAAACCGUCUCCUCCUGGAGUGAUAAAGUUAGACUCAGUGGGAAGUGACUCUGUUUCUCUGAGCUGGGAGAGUCCAGAAUAUAUGGAUGGGAUCCCACAUAGUUUUCACAUUACCUACUCUAGCUCUGAUGAGAGUCAGCAAGACUCCAUCACUGCACCCUCCAAUUCCACUGUCAUCUCUGAGCUAAGACCUGGGAGAGAGUACACCUUCACAGUCACCACAGAGCUGGAGAAUGGGAUCCAGAGCUUGCCUGUUUCAACAUAUGUCUGCACAAAACCGCCUACUGGAGAGAUAACGAUAGACUCAAUGGGAUGCGACUAUGUUUCUCUGAGCUGGGACAGUCCUGAAAAUAUGGAUGGGACCCCACACAGCUUUUACAUUACCUACUCUACCUCUGAUAGGAGUCACCACGACUCCAUCACUGCACCCUCCAAUUCCACUGUCAUCUCUGAGCUGAGACCUGGGAGACAGUACACCUUCACACUCACCACAGAACUGGAGAAUGGGACCCAGAGCAUGCCUGUUUCAACAGCUGUUUGCACAAAACCGUCUCCUCCUGGAGAGAUAAACAUAGACUCAGUGGAAAUGGAUUCUGUUUCUCUGACUUGGGUCAGUCCUGACAAUAUGGAAGGGAUCCCACACAGUUUUUACAUUACCUACUCUAGCUCUGAUAGGGGUCACCAAGACUCCAUCACUGCACCCUCCAAUUCCACAGUCAUCUCUGAGCUGAGACCUGGGAGAGAGUACACCUUCACAGUCACCACAGUGCUGGAGAAUGGGACCCAGAGCAUGACAGUUUCAACAGCUGUCUGCACAAAAUCACCCCCUCCUGGAGAGAUAAAGAUAGACUCAGUGGAAAGCGACUCUGUUUCUCUGAGCUGGGACAAUCCUGACAAUAUGGAAGGAAUCCCACACAGCUUUUACAUUACCUACUCUAGCUCUGAUGAGAGUCACCAAGACUACAUCACUGCACCCUCCAAUUCCACUAUCAUCUCUGAGCUGAGACCUGGGAGAGAGUACACCUUCACAGUCACCACAGAGCUGGAGAAUGGGACCCAGAGCACGCCAGGUUCAACAGCUGUUUGCACAAAACCGUCUCCUCCUGGAGAGAUAAAGUUAGACUCAGUCAGAAGUGACUCUGUUUCUCUGAGCUGGGAGAGUCCAGAAAAUAUGGAUGGGAUCCCACAUAGUUUUCACAUUACCUACUCUAGCUCUGAUAGGGGUCACCAAGACUCCAUCACUGCACCAUUCAAUUCCUCUGUCAUCUCUAAGCUGAGACCUGGGAGAGAGUACACCUUCACUGUCACCACAGAGCUGGAGAAUGGGAUCCAGAGCUUGCCUGUUUCAACAUAUGUCUGCACAAAACCACCCCCUCCUGGAGAGAUAAAGAUAGACUCAGUGGAAAGCGACUCUGUUUCUCUGAGCUGGGACAAUCCUGACAAUAUGGAUGGGAUCCCACACAGCUUUUACAUUACCUACUCUAGCUCUGAUGAGAGUCACCAAGACUACAUCACUGCACCCUCCAAUUCCACUAUCAUCUCUGAGCUGAGACCUGGGAGAGAGUACACCUUCACAGUCACCACAGAGCUGGAGAAUGGGACCCAGAGCACGCCAGUUUCAACAGCUGUUUGCACAAAACCGUCUCCUCCUGGAGUGAUAAAGUUAGACUCAGUGGGAAGUGACUCUGUUUCUCUGAGCUGGGAGAGUCCAGAAAAUAUGGAUGGGAUCCCACAUAGUUUUCACAUUACCUACUCUAGCUCUGAUGAGAGUCAGCAAGACUCCAUCACUGCACCCUCCAAUUACACUGUCAUCUCAAAACUGAGACCUGGGAGAGAGUACACCUUCACAGUCACCACAGAGCUGGAGAAUGGGAUCCAGAGCUUGCCUGUUUCAACAUAUGUCUGCACAAAACCGCCUACUGGAGAGAUAACGAUAGACUCAGUGGGAUGCGACUCUGUUUCUCUGAGCUGGGACAGUCCUGAAAAUAUGGAUGGGACCCAACACAGCUUUUACAUUACCUACUCUAGCUCUGAUAGGAGUCACCACGACUCCAUCACUGCACCCUCCAAUUCCACUGCCAUCUCUGAGCUAAGACCUGGGAGACAGUACACCUUCACAGUCACCACAGAACUGGAGAAUGGGACCCAGAGCAUGCCUGUUUCAACAGCUGUUUGCACAAAACCGUCUCCUCCUGGAGAGAUAAACAUAGACUCAGUGGAAAUGGAUUCUGUUUCUCUGACUUGGGUCAGUCCUGACAAUAUGGAAGGGAUCCCACACAGUUUUUACAUUACCUACUCUAGCUCUGAUAGGGGUCACCAAGACUCCAUCACUGCACCCUCCAAUUCCACUGUCAUCUCUGAGCUGAGACCUGGGAGAGAGUACACCUUCACAGUCACCACAGAGCUGGAGAAUGGGACCCAGAGCAAGCCAGUUUCAACAGCUGUCUGCACAAGUAAGGAUACGUUCUCUACAACUCAGAAACCACCCCCUCCUGGAGAGGUAAAGAUAGACUCAGUGGAAAGCGACUCUGUUUCUCUGAGCUGGGGCAGUCCUGACAAUAUGGAAGGGAUCCCACACAGCUUUUACAUUACCUACUCUAGCUCUGAUAAGAGUCACCAAGACUACAUCACUGCACCCUCCAAUUCCACUAUCAUCUCUGAGCUGAGACCUGGGAGAGAGUACACCUUCACAGUCACCACAGAGCAGGAGAAUGGGACCCAGAGCACGCCAGUUUCAACAGCUGUUUGCACAAAACCGUCUCCUCCUGGAGUGAUAAAGUUAGACUCAGUGGGAAGUGACUCUGUUUCUCUGAGCUGGGGCAGUCCAGAAAAUAUGGAUGGGAUCCCACACAGCUUUUACAUUACCUACUCUAGCUCUGAUAGGAGUCACCAAGACUACAUCACUGCACCCUCCAAUUCCACUGUUAUCUCUGAGCUGAGACCUGGGAGAGAGUACACCUUCACAGUCACCACAGUGCUGGAGAAUGGGACCCAGAGCAUGCCUGUUUCAACAGCUGUUUGCACAAAACCACCCCCUCCUGGAGAGAUAAAGUUAGACUCAGUCAGAAGUGACUCUGUUUCUCUGAGCUGGGGCAGUCCUGACAAUAUGGAAGGGAUCCCACACAGCUUUUACAUUACCUACUCUAGCUCUGAUAAGAGUCACCAAGACUACAUCACUGCACCCUCCAAUUCCACUAUCAUCUCUGAGCUGAGACCUGGGAGAGAGUACACCUUCACCGUCACCACAGAGCAGGAGAAUGGGACCCAGAGCACGCCAGUUUCAACAGCUGUUUGCACAAAACCGUCUCCUCCUGGAGUGAUAAAGUUAGACUCAGUGGGAAGUGACUCUGUUUCUCUGAGCUGGGGCAGUCCAGAAAAUAUGGAUGGGAUUCCACACAGCUUUUACAUUACCUACUCUAGCUCUGAUAGGAGUCACCAAGACUACAUCACUGCACCUUCCAAUUCCACUGUUAUCUCUGAGCUGAGACCUGGGAGAGAGUACACCUUCACAGUCACCACAGUGCUGGAGAAUGGGACCCAGAGCAUGCCUGUUUCAACAGCUGUUUGCACAAAACCGUCUCCUCCUGGAGAGAUAAAGUUAGACUCAGUCAGAAGUGACUCUGUUUCUCUGAGCUGGGAGAGUCCAGAAAAUAUGGAUGGGAUCCCACAUAGUUUUCACAUUACCUACUCUAGGUCUGAUGAGAGUCAGCAAGACUCCAUCACUGCACCCUCCAAUUCCACUGUCAUCUCUAAACUGAGACCUGGGAGAGAGUACACCUUCACAGUCACCACAGAGCUGGAGAAUGGGAUCCUGAGCUUGCCUGUUUCAACAUAUGUCUGCACAAAACCACCCCCUCCUGGAAAGGUAAAGAUAGACUCAGUGGAAAGCGACUCUGUUUCUCUGAGCUGGGGCAGUCCUGACAAUAUGGAAGGAAUCCCACACAGCUUUUACAUAACCUACUCUAGCUCUGAUGAGAGUCACCAAGACUACAUCACUGCACCCUCCAAUUCCACUAUCAUCUCUGAGCUGAGACCUGGGAGAGAAUACACCUUCACAGUCACCACAGAGCUGGAGAAUGGGACCCAGAGCAUGCCUGUGUCAGCAGCUGUUUACACAAAACCGUCUCCUCCUGGAGAGAUAAAGAUAGACUCAAUGGGAAGUGACUCUGCUUCUCUAAGGUGGGACAGUCCUGAAAAUAUGGAUGGGAUCCCACACAGCUUUUACAUUACCUACUCUAGCUCUGAUGAGAGUCACCAAGACUCCAUUACUGCACCCUCCAAGUCCACUGUCAACCCUAAGAUGAGACCUGGGAGAGAGUACACCUUCACAGUCCCCAUAGAGCUGGAGAAUGGGACCCAGAGCAUGCCAGUUUCAACAGCUGUCUGGACAAAACCACCCCCUCCUGGAGAGAUAAAGAUAGACUCAGUGGGAAGCGACUUUCUUUCUUUGAGCUGGGGCAGUCCUGACAAUAUGGAUGGGACCCCACACAGCUUUUAUAUUACCUACUCUAGCUCUGAUGAGAGUCACCAAGACUACAUCACUGCACCCUCCAAUUCCACUGUCAUCUCUGAGCUGAGACCUGGGAGAGAGUACACCUUCACAGUCACCACAGAGCUGGAGAAUGGGACCCAGAGCAUGCCUGUGUCAGCAGCUGUUUACACAAAACCGUCUCCUCCUGGAGAGAUAAAGAUAGACUCAAUGGGAAGUGACUCUGUUUUACUGAGCUGGGAGAGUCCAGAAAAUAUGGAUGGGAUCCCACACAGUUUUCACAUUACCUACUCUAGCUCUGAUGAGAGUCACCAAAACUCCAUCACUGCACCCUCCAAUACAACUGUCAUCUCUAAGCUGAGACCUGGGAGAGAGUACACCUUCACAGUCACCACAGAGCUGGAGAAUGGGACCCAGAGCAUGCCAGUUUCAACAGUUGUCUGGACAAAACCACCCCCUCCUGGAGAGAUAAAGAUAGACUCAGUGGAAAGCGACUCUGUUUCUCUGAGCUGGGACAAUCCUGACAAUAUGGAUGGGAUCCCACACAGCUUUUACAUUACCUACUCUAGCUCUGAUGAGAGUCACCAAGACUACAUCACUGCACCCUCCAAUUCCACUGUUAUCUCUGAGCUGAGACCUGGGAGAGAGUACACCUUCACAGUCACCACAGAGCUGGAGAAUGGGACCCAGAGCAUGCCUGUUUCAACAGCUGUCUGCACAAAUCCGUCUCCUCCUGGAGAGAUAAAGACAGACUCAGUGGAAAUGGAUUCUCUUUCUCUGAGCUGGGGCAGUCCUGACAAUAUGGAUGGGAUCCCACACAGCUUUCACAUUACCUACUCUAGCUCUGAUAGGAGUCACCAAGACUCCAUCACUGCACCCUCCAAUUCCACUGUCAUCUCUAAGCUGAGACCUGGGAGAGAGUACACCUUCACAGUCACCACAGUGCUGGAGAAUGGGACCCAGAGCAUGCCUGCUUCAACAGCUGUCUGCACAAAACCGUCUCCUCCUGGAGAGAUAAAGAUAGACUCAGUGGGAAGCGACUCUGUUUCUCUGAACUGGGACAGUCCUGACAAUAUGGAUGGGAUCCCACACAGUUUUUACAUUACCCACUCUAGCUCUGAUGAGAGUCAGCAAGACUCCAUCACUGCACCCUCCAAUUCCACUGUCAUCUCUAAGCUGAGACCUGGGAGAGAGUACACCUUCACAGUCACCACAGUGCUGGAGAAUGGGACCCAGAGCAUGCCUGUUUCAACAGCUGUCUGUACAAGGAAGGAUACGUUCUCUACAACUCAAAAACCACCCCCUCCUGGAGAGAUAAAGAUAGACUCAGUGGAAAGCGACUCUGUUUCUCUGAGCUGGGGCAGUCCUGACAAUAUGGAUGAGAUCCCACACACCUUUUACAUUACCUACUCUAGCUCUGAUGAGAGUCACCAAGACUCCAUCACUGCACCCUCUAAUUCCACUGUCAUCUCUAAGCUGAGACCUGGGAGAGAGUACACCUUCACAGUCACCACAGAACUGGAGAAUGGGACCCAGAGCAUGCCUGUUUCAACAGCUGUUUGCACAAAACCACCUCCACCUGUAGAUAUAAAGAUAGAGUCAGUGGGAAGUGACUCUGUUUUUCUGAGCUGGGACAGUCCUCACAUUAUGGAUGGGAUCCCACACAGCUUUUAUAUGAUCUACUCUAUCUCUGACAGGAGUCACCAAGACUCCAUCACUGCACCCUCCAAUUCCACUGCCAUGCUGAGACCUGGGACAGAGUACACCUUCACAAUCACCACAGAGCUGGAGAAUGGGAUCCAGAGCAUGCCAACAGUUAUCUACAUAAUCAUCUCUAAGCUGAGACCUGGGAGAGAGUACACCUUCACAGUCACCACAGAGCUGGAGAAUGGGACCCAGAGCAUGCCUGUUUCAACAGCUGUCUGCACAAAACCAGCCCCUCCUGGAGAGAUAAAGAUAGACUCAGUGGAAAGCGACUCUGUUUCUCUGAGCUGGGGCAGUCCUGACAAUAUGGAUGAGAUCCCACACACCUUUUACAUUACCUACUCUAGCUCUGAUGAGAGUCACCAAGACUACAUCACUGCACCCUCCAAUUCCACUGUCAUCUCUAAGCUGAGACCUGGGAGAGAGUACACCUUCACAGUCACCACAGAGCUGGAGAAUGGGAUCCAGAGCUUGCCUGUUUCAACAUAUGUCUGCACAAAGCCAUCUACUGGAGAGAUAAAGAUAGACUCAGUAGGAAGCGACUCUGUUUCUCUGAGCUGGGACAGUCCUGACAAUAUCAAUAUAGAUGGGAUCCCACAUAGUUUUUACAUUACCUACUCUAGCUCUGACAGUAGUCACCAAGACUCCAUCACUGCACCCUCCAAUUCCACUGUCAUCUCUAAGCUGAGACCUGGGAGAGAGUACACCUUCACAGUCACCACAGAGCUGGAGAAUGGGACCCAGAGCAUGCCUGUUUCAACAGCUGUCUGCACAAGUAAGGAUACGUUCUCUACAACUCAGAAACCACCCCCUCCUGGAGAGGUAAAGAUAGACUCAUUGGAAAGCGACUCUGUUUCUCUGAGCUGGGGCAGUCCUGACAAUAUGGAUGGGAUCCCACACAGCUUUUACAUUACCUACUCUAGCUCUGAUAAGAGUCACCAAGACUCCAUUACUGCACCCUCCAAUUCCACUGUCAUCUCUAAGCUGAGACCUGGGAGAGAGUACACCUUCACAGUCACCACAGAGCUGGAGAAUGGGACCCAGAGCAUGCCUGUUUCAACAGCUGUCUGCACAAAUCCGUCUCCUCCUGGAGAGAUAAAGACAGACUCAGUGGAAAUGGAUUCUCUUUCUCUGAGCUGGGACAGUCCUGAAAAUAUGGGUGGGAUCCCACACAGCUUUUACAUUACCUACUCUAGCUCUGAUAGGAGUCACCAAGACUCCAUCACUGCACCCUCCAAUUCCACUGUCAUCUCUAAGCUGAGACCUGGGAGAGAGUACACCUUCACAGUCACCACAGAGCUGGAGAAUGGGAUCCAGAGCAUGCCUGUUUCAACAGCUGUCUGCACAAAACCUCUCCAGGCACAGUGCUGCGGAGUAAAAACAAAACACUACAUUUGCUGUAUGUAAUGUUAAACAUGAUGACAAUGCAAUCAAUCCACUGGAACUUAUCACAGCUUUCUGCAGCAGGAAAUGAUGUUCAAAAUGUCAAUGUGCCAGUUUGCUGUACCUCUCUUGCUCGCUGACUGCAGCACCAAUCAGUGUACAUUAAUGCUGUGGGCCAUGCGAGACAUUGUGAAGGACUGGAGACCUCACUCACUAGCAGAUAAAAGAGGGUUUGUAGAAGAGAAUAUAGUCAGCACUGCCAUGAUUUUUUCAUCGAUUGUGAUAUGGAGCGCGGAAAUGCUAGAAGGAGAAUUUCUAAUCGUUUAGUUGAGAUCAGUUGGUACCUUCCGUGAAGAAUUUAGAUGUUUUUCCUGAGCCAGUGCCCAUUGUUAACCUUUGAGGGGACGUAGGCUAUUUUCAAACACAGUUUAGUUUUCAGAAUUGUUUUUAACAUAGGGGAAAUAGAGUACAAGUUACUGGCCUCCCUUGAAACUAUUAAAGACAGCUUGUUUUUGGUUUUUAAUUCUCAGGGUAAACCACAGCAGGAAACCCUGGAACACUUGAAGAAAUUAAAAUCAGAGUUACAGUUAGAAAAAAGACAGUUCUUGAUUAAACUCAGACUGAUCAAUGAUGCAGACUUUGUGAAGAACCUGAUCUCCACAAUGGCAAGAAUUAUACAAAAUAAGCCACAUAAAAUCAAAAUAGAAGGCAUGUCUGCUGUAGCUAAGGCAUUUAAGAUUGUGUGGCAGGGCAAGAGCCUUGCCUCUUUAGUUGCUGGGUAUUCACUGUGUGUGUGUUAUAGCUUUGUAGUCCACAGGAGAGGUGUCAUGGCCGAAGGCCUAAAAAACUACACCUCCCAGAAGCCUCUAGGGCUGAAUGGGGAAACACCUGGGUGCAUUUGAGAAGAGUGUUAAUUUAAUUAUUGUUUGAGGUGCUCGUGCGUAAAGGCCUGUCUUUGUCUGUGUUGGUGAAGUAGGAGUCUGUUCAUGGGUAAGUAUUGUGUGCGUGCGUGCGUGUGUGCCUUUAACCAACUGUGUGUUGGGCGUUUUACAAAUGUGUUUUGAAAUGGGUAAACCGCUUAGCCGUCUCGUGUUAGUUUAGUUAGGGAAAACUUUAGCUAGUGCUCCAAGCUGGAGCUGGACUUUUGUUUUUGUGUUUUGUGUUUUGUUUUGUGUACAAUAAAAGUGUGCAGAAAAGCGCUAAGCUGCAGUUCUUGUGUCUGGGUCAACCGUAUUUUUUUAAGGGGGCAAUCCAGCCUUGGCUGGGGGCUAUGUCACAAUUGCUAUAGACGAAAAGAGCCCUGAAUGUCACACAGGAACACAAUGUGCUGAAGGGAUCACAACCAAAACAGACGAGGUCCUGCAGUUUAAGAAGAAACAGCUACCAUUGCAAGGUGAACAAAAAAAAAAUAUGACAGGAGACCAGCUGUGGUAGGACAGCUGGGUGGUGACGUACCCAGACCAGGAGGCUGACACCCAAACACAGGUACUGCAGGUUUAAGGCGCUGGUGCGCGUAUUUAAUUAAAAGAAUAAAAUAAAUGGGGCUUCAGAGGACAGCGCGUGUGUUCGUCUUCGCCGGGGUUGGUAGCGGUGAGCUGAGCCUAAAAAUAAUUGGCUAUUCUGAAUUGGGAGAAAAUGAUAAAACUAUUGGUGACUACUAAAUUUAAAAAAAAUUAAAAAUAAAAAGGGUAUACAAAAACACUGCUCAUCUUUGAACUCCCCCACCCCGUUCAGCAAAUGCUGCCUUUAUUUAUUAAAGUGUCCUUCUGUUAUUAAAGCUGUGAUAGAUUGUAUUGGUUAAUUGAACUGACUUUUAUGUAACUCUGAGACUAUUGUAAUAAAACUUUUUUGGGACUUUUGUUUUGCCUU
Messenger RNA from Acipenser ruthenus (sterlet), 10400 nucleotides. Its product is annotated as tenascin-X-like. The coding region runs from base 78 to 8555 and encodes 2825 amino acids. The record is from RefSeq and is a predicted model, not a curated record. The transcript has 34 exons. Gene Ontology annotation, molecular function: protein binding. NCBI's taxonomy places the organism in Eukaryota, Metazoa, Chordata, Actinopteri, Acipenseriformes, Acipenseridae.